Molecule: messenger RNA, 948 nt
Organism: Lasiosphaeria miniovina
Lineage: Eukaryota; Fungi; Ascomycota; Sordariomycetes; Sordariales; Lasiosphaeriaceae
Product: mitochondrial carrier domain-containing protein
Exons: 4
Coding region: 1-948 (315 amino acids)
Biological process (GO): adenine nucleotide transport; transmembrane transport
Molecular function (GO): nucleotide transmembrane transporter activity
Source: RefSeq, a predicted model, not a curated record
AUGGGACAUCGCUUCUGGGGCGUCAUAUCGCAGCCCGUGAUCGCCGCUUUCUGCGCAGGCGGCAUCGCCGGCGCUGUGUCCCGCACAGUCGUGUCGCCGCUUGAGCGCCUCAAGAUUCUGUUCCAAGUCCAAAGCGCCGGGCGCGACGCCUACCAGCUCAGUGUCGGCAAGGCACUGGCCAAGAUGUGGAGGGAGGAGGGCUGGCGCGGCUUUAUGCGAGGCAAUGGUACCAACUGCAUCCGAAUCGUCCCCUACUCGGCCGUCCAGUUCGGGAGUUACAAUUUCUAUAAGAGGAACCUUUUCGAACGGUACAAUGGAGACUCGCUCACGCCUCUAGCGCGCCUGACGUGUGGCGGUAUGGCCGGCAUCACCUCGGUCACCUGCACCUACCCGCUAGACAUCGUGCGCACGCGGUUGUCGAUCCAGUCUGCCUCAUUCACAGAGCUUGGCGCAAAACCCAACAAGCUCCCCGGGAUGUGGCAGACGUUGAUAACCAUGUACAAAACAGAGGGAGGGGUUGUCGCACUGUACCGAGGCAUUGUUCCCACCGUUGCAGGCGUCGCGCCAUACGUGGGCCUAAAUUUCAUGACGUACGAGUUUGUGCGACAGUACUUGACCUUGGACGGCGAGCAGAACCCCAGUGCCGCUAGGAAGCUGGUUGCUGGCGCAGUUUCUGGAGCCGUUGCGCAAACAUGCACAUAUCCAUUCGAUGUAUUACGGCGCCGGUUCCAGAUCAACACCAUGUCAGGCUUGGGCUAUCAGUACAAGUCGAUCCCGGAUGCGGUCCGUAUCAUCGUCGCCCAGGAAGGGAUCAAGGGCAUGUACAAGGGAAUUGUGCCCAAUCUCCUCAAGGUCGCGCCGAGCAUGGCAUCCAGCUGGCUCAGUUUCGAAAUUUGUCGGGAUUUCUUCGUCAGCUUAAAACCCGUGGAGGAACCGCUCUUGCGAUGA